AUGUUCUUGCCGCAAAGAGCACAAAGACCGCCGUAUUGGAUCGAAUGGCUGCAUGGUUCGAUGAUCUCAACAAUCUUGGAAGAGGCGUCUUUCAACUUAUCUCCAACUUUAACAUUUAUUUCAGACACAGUUCCUUCCAGAGGACACUCAAAAGACCCAACGUACUCCACCUUGAUCAAUUUGCGCUCGGACUCGUCGUUUUUCGAGUCGUCUUCCUCACUUAACGGCACGGGCUCAAAGUCGAAUUGCUCUGGCUCUGGUUGGCUUGUAGUUUCCGAAACAGCAACCGGUAGAGCUUUCUCUGUCUCCUCUAGCACCUCGUCAAACUCGAAAUCGUCCAUGUCAAAGUCGUCCUCGUGCACCUCGCCCACGUCGUUGAAAUCAAUCACCCCAAGACUCUCCAGCACCUUCAAGUCGCCCUUGGACGGCUGUCGUCUUCGCUGGAUCUCCGUCACUUUGUGGAGUUGCGAGUAUAUUUGGUCGAUAUGGGUGACUGCAAGCAACGUGAGCUGGUUCAAAGCCGACCUUGUCACAUGCUCUAUUCCCAAAUACGAGAGAAACAGGCCAAUGCACGACUCUAAGAGCGUAUCCAUCGGGUCCAGCUCGAUUUUCACUCUUUCUAUGGGGAUGUCCUUAGCCAAGUCCAUUCUGGUCACCGACGGUUUCUGA
Molecule: messenger RNA, 669 nt
Organism: Ogataea philodendri
Lineage: Eukaryota; Fungi; Ascomycota; Pichiomycetes; Pichiales; Pichiaceae
Exons: 3
Coding region: 1-669 (222 amino acids)
Source: RefSeq, a predicted model, not a curated record